CCGCGGGUGCUCACGAGGCUUCGCCUUCCCUCAGGCGCGGGGCCGUGACCAUGCUGGGAGGGGACGAGUUCAUCAGCUCCCCGCCCAGGAAGACGGUGCGGUUCGGGGGGACUCUGACGGAUAUCUUGCUGAAGUACGAAAAGGGAGACACCACAGAUUUUGAGUUGUUAAAGCAUCAGCUGUCAGAUCCAGACAUAAAGGAUGCCCAGAUCAUUAAUUGGCUGCAUGAAUUUCGAGCUUCUGUUGCAUAUUUGACCAAAGAACUUGAACAACUGGUCAACAUUUUGCUGAAGCUGCCAUGGUUGAGAAGAAGCCGAGAGGUAGUGGAAGAAUAUCUGGGUUUUCUUGGCAAUCUAGUGUCAGCACAAACUGUCCAUCUUAGGCCAUGCCUCCGGAUGAUUGUAUCGCAGUUUGUGCCCCCUCGAAUAACCAUCAGAGAAGAUGAUGUGGAUAUUUCAGAUUCUGAUGAUGAUGAUGAAAACCUUUCUGAAAACUUUAAUACAUGCCAUAGAGCAUUGCAAACUGUUGCAAGAUAUGUUCCUUCGACACCACAAUUUCUCAUGCCGAUACUUGUGGAAAACUUUCCUUUCAUUAAUAAAUCAGAAAGGACUCUGGAAUGUUAUGUUCAUAACCUGCUACGAGUUACGGUGUACCUUCCAACUCUGAGGCUUCAAAUUCUGGAGCUUAUUAUUGAAAAGCUGUUGAAGUUGGAUGUUAGCACUCCACAGCAAGAUAUUGAAGACGCUGAAGAAACUGCUAAUAACUCUGAUAAUGAGGAAAAAUCUAGAGAGGAGGGACUUUUUGACAUGGAGGAAGAUGAAGAAAGAAAAGGAAACAAAGUUGUCUCUUCCAGUAGUGAGAGAAUGGCCCAUCCACUUGCAGAGCGCCUUGAUAUUUUGAUGACCAUCCUGUUUUCCUAUAUUAAAGAUGUUUGCCACGUGGAUGGCAAGCUUGAUAUCAACAACACAAAGGAUUUGUAUCGGGAUCUGGUUUCUGUUUUUGACAAGCUCAUUUUACCAACCCAUGCUUCAUGUCAUGUACAGUAUUUCAUGUUUUACAUCUGUAGCUUUAAAUUGGGGUUGGCUGAGGCAUUUUUAGACCAUCUUUGGAAAAAACUGCAUGAUCCAAACAAUCCUUCAGUGAUCAGGCAGACUGCUGGGAGUUAUAUUGGCAGCUUCUUGGCAAGAGCUAAAUUCAUUCCAGUUGUUACAGUAAAAGCAUGCCUGGAUCUUCUGGUUAACUGGAUGCAUAAAUACAUUGAUAAUCAGGAUACAGGGGCUAAUGCUUACUGUGAUGUAGCUCUCCACGGGCCAUUUUAUUCUACAUGUCAGGCGGUGUUCUAUACGCUUAUUUUCCGUCAUAAGCAGCUUUUGGAUGGCAACUUAAGGAAAGGUCUGUCAUAUCUGCAGAGUUUAAAUUUUGAGCGCAUUGUCAUGUGUCAGCUAAACCCUCUGAAGAUUUGUAUACCCUCGGUUGUGAACUUGUUUGCUGCCAUUACCAGGAAGUACCAGUUGGUGUUCUGCUACACAAUUAUUGAGAGGAACAAUAGGCAGUUCAUACCAGUUGUUCGGAGUGGCACUGGGGGUGACCUUGUGCAGACAUGCACUAACCCACUUGACAGUUUCUUCCCCUUUGACCCCUACGUGCUCAAAAGAUCAAAGAAGACUAUUGAUCCUUUUUAUCAGUUUUGGGAAGAGCUGAGUGCUGAAGAUCUUGAGAACCUGAAGAAACCCAUUAAAAGGGGUACUUCUGAAGAUGAAGAUGAUGACUUUUUGAAAGGAGAAACCCCUCAAAAUGAUGGUGUGGUUGGAAUUGCACCAAAUUCUUACGAGUCAAAUACCCGGAGCCCAGUGAGCAGCAUUGGCUCCCCUCCAGACUGUUAUGUGCCAUACCCUCAAUGACGUGGAGAAUCAGAAGUGAAAAGGUUGAAAAUUGUGUGCAAUUUUUUGCUCUGUAAAGAGACUUCAGCUCAACUUUCCAAACUGGCAAAUGUUUAAGUAACUACAUUUAAGAAAAAUUACUGUUUCUUAAUCAUCAGAUUUCUACAGAUAUGUUAUGAUAAAGUCAUAUGUUGCUAGAAAAGCCUAGAGAAUAAAUAGGGUGAUAUUUUACAAA
Molecule: messenger RNA, 2115 nt
Organism: Fulmarus glacialis (Northern fulmar)
Lineage: Eukaryota; Metazoa; Chordata; Aves; Procellariiformes; Procellariidae
Gene: RRN3
Product: RRN3 RNA polymerase I transcription factor homolog (S. cerevisiae)
Exons: 17
Coding region: 51-1901 (616 amino acids)
Biological process (GO): transcription initiation at RNA polymerase I promoter
Cellular component (GO): nucleus
Molecular function (GO): RNA polymerase I general transcription initiation factor activity; RNA polymerase I core binding
Source: RefSeq, a predicted model, not a curated record